AAAAUCAUAGUUGUCAAAGUCUACGUCAAACACUUUGCGGUUGUGAUAACUGAUAAUCGUCGCCGUCGGUUUCAUAGUAAACAUACCUACAGUUUAAUUAUUUUCGGGAGUAUCGUAACGCAAACCCAUCAACAUAUUAAGGAUUUUCAGGAGCAGCUGCGUGAUGUGGAGGAGCAGCAUUUGGUGCAGGAAGAGCGGUACUUACGACUGGUGGGUCUGGAAGGCCACACAGACCUAUGGCACAACACCUCUGUCCCUGUCAUAGUAACACAUACCCGUAACGAGGAUCAUGCUACUGUAAUUGAUUUCAUUCUGUCAGCUGCGCGCCUCCCGUACACUGUGCUUAUAUAUAAUUUAGGUCUUAAGCCCUAUUCUCUGGCUGUGAUAACUAACUACUGCAAUUCAUCUAAAUGUGCCAUCAUUGACUUUGAUCUGGAACUGUUUCCUUCUCAUGUUAGUGAUGAGAGCAUCACAGCGUAUCGGCCGCUAAUCAUUCAGCAUGCUCUAAGCAGAGUGGGAGGCGUGAUAUACUGCGAGCCUUCACAGCGCUGGGCGGGUAGCGCCUCCGACCUGGCAGCGCUGUGGGGUCGAGUGACGAGCGCGGGGGAAGGCGCUCCCGGCUCCCUCGGCCUGCUGGCUUGGGCUCGGCGGACGGCCGUCACCUCCCUGACUCAUCCUCGCAUGUUCCACUACCUGCACGCGGACAUCGACGACUUCCUCUUCGUCCAGAUGCUGGACGCUUCUCGGCUGCUGGUGGCUGCGCGGCCCGGCGUCGCGGACGUCAUGCGUCAGUGGAUCGAGUGCGCGCUCACGUCGGACUGUAUCAUGCCCAUCGGCGCUCAGUCGGCCGGCUGUCGGUUCGACAAGAAGCCGCAGUACCGAUACUCGGGCUGCCACGGACAGGACGCCUCCGCGCUCAGCAUCAUACUCGGCUCCCGCGCCGGAUAUGAAGAGGCGCGCGCUAUGCGGCGCGGGACGGAUCCCGCGUGUGGCGUCGCGGGGGGCGAGGCGAGGCGACCAACGCUACCGAUGGACCGCCUUCAUCGGAAGCUCUCACCUCGCGUCCCGAACGCGGUUAGCGGUCGGAAGACAGACGCCCGGGCGCUCCGGAGACCGGUGAUCACCAGAACGACUGACUUGUAACUAUCGGGGAUUAAACUUACGAUAAAGUGUUCUAUUGGCCUUCAUUGUUUUAUACGAGACUUGGGUUCAGUUUCUACGAUAGGUCUCGAUGCAACACGCAUUCUGUAUGCGCUAAGGAACCGCUUCGAAGACGCCUCCGUUGAAAUGUAAUGUUUUGAUAUAAUUUGGAAGUAUUAUAUUUUGUUACGUAUUUAUUUAGUGCUUUAUAACGAGAUCUCUUGUAUUAAUUUACGAACGCGUACCGUGCGCGGUGUGACCACUGACAGCGCCGUCAGAGCCGCCGGCCGCGGCCGGACUGAUCCGCGUAUUGAAUGUGAUGAAACAGUGAUUUUUUAUAUAAAUAUUUUAUAUUGUGAUAUUUGCGUUUGUGUUGUAACUCGUAGCGCGUCGGAUGGCUGUGGCCCAUUACUUAAUUACUCUUAACAUUCUGUUAAACGCAAAUUUUCCUUGUGACUCGAUACAUAUCUUACUUCGUUACACUACAAAUUACAAUCUUUUCUUAUUUUUAAUGUACAUUUUGUACCGGUUGUUGAAAAUAUUUAUUGAUUAAAUUGUAAAUAAUACGUUAUAAUGAAACACCACGGGCGUUUCUUGUGAGUUUACGUGCGUCGUAAGCCGAUGGUUUUUUUUAAUAGAUUUUAUAAUGUGGUCCGUUCAUUGGUAGACAUAUACUUGAUAUAUAAGUGGCGUUUGUAUACAUUGUAUUGGAUAUUCUUUUAAACAUGUCAUUCUGUCGGUUAUCGGACGAUCCUUCCGCUGUCAACAUAGCACUCUCGUUGCACACUUCUAGUCAAAUGCGUUCAAUAUAAUUUUAGGUAAAUCUAAAAGUGUUAAAUGUAACGUACAUAAGCAUUUAAUGUUUUAAAUUGUCUUUAAUGUCAAUUUUGUGUGCGAUGUGCACAUUUAGUAGAGGGGAUCACCGUGAUGUAACAAUGGGAGAGGCAUUAGUUAAGGUCGGGUACCUACCAUAAGAAUAUUUACUCAUGUCAUGAGAUGCUUAGCAAUUAUUAAUUUAUUUUGUAUAUUUAUAAACAAACUAGUAGAUAAUUUAAAUAUAAUCCUGUAACAUUACGCUGCUCCUUAAAUCAGUUGAUGUCGGACUGCAUUCUAGCAGGCGAUAAUUGACUGGUAACAAAUGUAUACCGAGGAGACUUCGCAUCCAUUACAAGUUUUGCAUAAUAUUAUAAAUUAAUUUUUUUGAGCUCAUGAACUCGGAACCUGUCGGGUAGCUGGUAUUAUAAUACUGUUUAUAUAUUUGCUAUAAAAUAUUCUUCAACCUAAGUUAGUGAAAUGGAUCUUGAUCUGUUAGCCGAGACCAAUGUUAUAUAAAUCUUAUCUUCUAGAACAAAACUGGCCCUGUACUGUACUUGAGUCCACUUACAUCACAACAACGUUUGGCUUAUACAAUGUUUGAUGUACAAAUACUUCUUGCCUCGUAGGAGUAACCCGUUAUCCUAAUAGGAUUACUGUAAAUAACAAUAUUUAAGUCAAUUUGAUAGUACAUUUUACAACAUGUAAUUUCGAUUGUGAAAUUUCUAUAGUUGAAAUUUAAUAACAUUUUAAAAUUAGUAUUUCAAAUGUUGUUAGUUGGAAUAAAUCUAAAAGCUUCAUCUGCAUAAUAAAUGAUCAUUGCGACGAUCAAACUUUGUUUUAUUUAAUAGAAUAUAGAAAUCCGCAUUUAAAACGACAAUAUCAUAAUUCGUCAUACAUUUACAUAAAUACAAACAUUUUUAAAUGACAAUUGGCGUAAAAUAUCACUUAAUAUACUUAUAACACUACUUAUUAAAAUAUAUAAACAAUACACAGGAACAUUAAUAUAUUGCAAGCCUACAUGUGUCGUCGGACUAGUUACAUUUCCUUCUCAGAUUAAUAACACUAUAGGGAUAUUAUUAAACACAACUUUAACUAACUCAAAAGUAUAGACGAAACCAAUUACUAAGCGAAUGUUUGUGUCACAAAAACGGCCUUUGUCUGGUGCUGCCAUUAUAAAAGUAAAAGCAAUUUUAAUUACUUUUAAACAGAAGUUAAGGAUGGAGAAGUAGGCCGUCCGCUCGUUUGCCACUUUUCACAAAAAAUUAUAAUUGUGAAAUAAGAAAAUCAAUCUGUCAGUAUAAGAUAAAUUGAGUAAAUUUUAAAAAAUCGCUUGUGAGCCUUUGUUUUAAAUCUUUUUAAAUCAUUAUCGAUAUAAUAUGUCAAAUCUUACAACCUUUUUUCCCGAGAACUAGUUAAAGUGGUAUUUACUGAGUAAAAGAUCUUUUUAUAAAGUCUACAUAAGGAUCUUAAUUUUUCAGCUGUUUAUUUUAGCGUAAGUAAUUAUUAAAAAUGCUAUACUAUAGUAAAGGAACGUCGUAGCGAUUUAUCUUUCGACAGCCAUUAAAUCGCACCUAGUGCGUUAAUAAAGAUUUUUCUAAGACUUAAAAAGUGCUUCAGUGCUAAUCACAUAUUCAAAUCAGUUUUAAUUAUUUAUAUGAUUUGUA
Messenger RNA from Danaus plexippus (monarch butterfly), 3620 nucleotides. RefSeq lists its product as uncharacterized. The annotation marks the transcript as partial. NCBI's taxonomy places the organism in Eukaryota, Metazoa, Arthropoda, Insecta, Lepidoptera, Nymphalidae. The record is from RefSeq and is a predicted model, not a curated record. The transcript is spliced from 5 exons.